Molecule: messenger RNA, 1916 nt
Organism: Annulohypoxylon truncatum
Lineage: Eukaryota; Fungi; Ascomycota; Sordariomycetes; Xylariales; Hypoxylaceae
Exons: 1
Coding region: 353-1225 (290 amino acids)
Source: RefSeq, a predicted model, not a curated record
ACGUGCAUCGACGAACUCAAUAGUUACCGAACUAAUAGAUCGGAAAUUGGAAAUUUGAAUCAAUUGAUUCUUGUACCAUAAGUUCUUUUUAUCAUACUGUUUUAAUUGAGGGUAUAAUUCAUUUCUACUCAGCUUACGACUCCGACGGCAGACAUCAUCACGACUUAAUUAUACUAUGUCAAGUAGUCGUAGCUGACGAAUUGUCAUUAAUAUCUUCCGUCCUUUGCGAUUAUACGUCGAAUUCCAGGACAGCAACUUUUUCCACGUUCCCGAGAUUCCUCAACUUUCUCUAAUAUACCUUGAGGUUUCUACUCCUUUUCCGAUAAGUCGCCAGAGCGGUAUUUAAAGCAAGAUGGCGCAAACCUCGGGAGCAUCGUAUCGCAAAGACAAAAAAGAGUUUAAGGAAUUAACAGAUGAGAAGGUACGGCAAAUAUACGUCUGGAGAACCGAAGUCGAGUAUUCGAAGACCCAAUGCCUCUGUUCCGGGCCUUCCAUGGUUGAUCCCUCAUUCACACGGAGAGCCAAAAGUGAGGGCAAAGGGAAAGGCAAAGCCGUGGCCCGCAGAGGGGUGCAGCGAACUGAAGCGUCGAGUAGCACUGCCAUGGACUCGGAUAUACAACCAGAACCUCACGGGACGCCGCCAAGAGAUUCUCCUCCUCAGAUAGGGUUGUUCAUACCUGAGGAAGACCCGUGUCCAACGUGCGAUUCGCCCGUGAACGCAGGCGUGAUGUUCCUGAAGGUCGGGGUAAAAGGAGAAAGGGGCAUAGUUUGCACAAACCCGAGUCCCCGAUCCACCACCAGCGUCAAUCGUCUAUCGGAUGUCCUUUCAUAUCAGCAAUACAAGACGCCCCCCAAGGCAUGGCUCAAACAGAAGGCAAGAAAGCCCCUAGAACAAAUCAAGAGAGCUGUUACCCCCGAGAACGAGAACUCCAAGAGGAAGCAAGUCCUGAAGCCGCUAUUGGGGUUGCUGAGGAAGUCGUCGACGGACUCCUUGAGCUCGGGCCCGCCGACGGUACGGCCGAGGGCGACGGAGAUGUACCACACGGUCCCGAGCAGGGAUGAUCUUUUAAGAGCCGGGUCAGUUAAGACCCUGCUUUCGGGCUUGAGUGACGAUGAUGACGAUGGACGUGGAAGGCCCAAGCUAACCAUUGAUGAAUCUGCAGCGCGGCUACGCAGAGCUCAAAGGUUGCUGGAAAAGCAAAACAAGAACGAAAGUAAAGCUUGAGUUUUGUCACAUCGAUCCGGUGUACGGGCACCUCGGACACGGAUACUUGGUUCGGUUCGAUUGUGUAUUAUAAGAGGAAAUGCAUUUUAUUCUAUGGAGGUAAGUCGUUUUUUCCGGGACGACGGUUUUAUAGGUAUACUUCGAAUGGCUUAAGUUCAUCCGGAUAAAGGGUGGUUUGAAUUGUUACCAGCAUAGCUUUAACAGGGCAAUGGAUACAGCGGCAUAUGGGUUUGGGGAUACCCGUAGGUGUUAGCGAGUAGACUUUGGUUUCUUGAGGCGCUGUAGAUUAGAACGAUCAAAAGACUACGUUGGUGGCCGGUACCUAUUCCGGAGCACCCUCUAUUCAAUUCAAUGUACAGCGUAAGAAGUGGAAAAUGCUAGGCUCAAUUGAUUGUCUUUAGAACUGUUGGAUAUAGCUACUUUCAACAUCCUGAAUUAGAACACUAUCUAACUUAAAUUUCUUGCAUAUAUUUCAAUGAGCAAGCGAACAUAAAGUAAGCAUUCGAGGACAUAUGGUUGACAAAUGAAACAUCGACAUCGGCACAGGCCUCAGAUUUCAUGAUUUGAGAUCAUUUCCGUUUUGGAUAUCCCUCUUCCUAUCAUUGAUUGAUUUUGGGGUAUCAUCACCGGCCUGUUUGAUAUUGAUGGAAGUUGGAGAGGUAAGGGUGUAUAUAUAUAUAUAUAUAUAUAU